This is a messenger RNA of Rodentolepis nana, 1596 nucleotides long. The record is from the annotation of a GenBank genome assembly. Lineage: Eukaryota; Metazoa; Platyhelminthes; Cestoda; Cyclophyllidea; Hymenolepididae.
AUGUCAACUAUCUGUCAGAUACCAAACAUUCCGGGUCAAGAAGAUCGCGUUACCAUGAAACUGGACGUGGCACACACGGAACAUAGCCACCUGAUUGGUCGGAGUGGUCAUUGUGUCAAGGCCAUGAUGCUUGACACCUCCUGCCACAUCCACUUUCCAGAUUCAAAUCGUGCUCCAAAUGUUGUUGAGAAGAGCAAUCAAGUCUCGAUUUCUGGAAGACCAAAUGAUGUUGAACGAGCUAGAAAACGAAUUAGACAAAUGUUGCCGCUAGUAUAUAUCUUCACAAUCCAGAACACCUCUUCACAAGCGUUGACUCUCUACCGUGCUUCCUACAUCGUCCAGCACCUUGAGGUGAAAUUUUCCGUGGAGGUGACCUAUCGACAUUACUUUGCCUUUCCCCUAGCUGAUCUCAUCUUCAGAAACCACCCAGCGGCAAAAUUCCUUGCUUCAAGUAAUACCAUCGUCGUUUCUGUUCGUGGACUGGCGUUCUUCUCUCAGCAAGUCACAGAAGCAACCAGUAUACUACUUGAACAUCAUUUUGGAAAAGUGGCUGAACACAAGAACGUCUGGAUGACUACAGACAUCGAGCCCAAACACCAGCUUGCUAUGUUAAACCAGGCCUCCCCACGAAAUCUAGCCGACAUCAUCCACGAUUCUACCGGAGCUCGCAUCUGGUUUCCAUCAGGAUCUUCUACAAAUUCCGUCUUGGACAUGCUUCAACAACAGCAAUCAUUCAACAAUCAGCUACCGAUCUCUCCUCGUCGAAGUGGAUUUUACGCUCCUCGCUUGUGCCCCAACCCAAGCCUUAUAACCACCUCAUUCUUGAGCUUAUUUCAAAGACCGGAAGCUCGUACCAUGAUUACCAUAUAUGGGAGCGUUAAUGAAUGCUUCAUGGCUCGAAAAACACUUAUGAACCUUCUCCCAGUGUCUCUGAUUGCAGAAAUGUCAAAUGAAGAAGCCUUCAUCCUUUCCCGAAUGGACUUUUCCACCUUCAAAUCAGCUUACGACGUCACCAUUUCUUUCCGUUCUAAGGCCCCCUGUGAGGAAUAUCAAAAUGCAGAUCACAGAGCGACGCUUGAUAACUUGGAGGGCGUUCAUCAUAGUCUCGAUUCUGUAUCAAUAACCCAUUCAUUACUGCCAACUUCCACCUUAAAAGAACGUGAAAGGAAUAGUGAAUUCGAGAAAUUAAUAACAAAUAGAGGGUUGAAAAGGUCGCUAAAUCAACUUCAUGGACGCCCUGGUCUCUCCGCUUGGUCGGAAAGCAAUUCCAGUCCUUCGCCAAAGUCGCCUUUCAUGUCACCUUUCCAACCAACAUUUCCUUCAAAUUUACCUCUGGAUAGCUCAGAGGUGUACUCUCGGAAGUGCGAAGGCUUCAUGUUACCAAGGAAUGAUGUCAAGGUAAGGUCUUCUGAAGAAACGGAUUUCCUUGGUGGCAUUUUCGAGAAGUUCUCGCUUUCACCUAAAGAUUCUGACGGAACCUCUCUUCAUUGUCAGCGUGGAUUCGAUGAGACUCUGAAUCGAUUUGAUUCAAUGCUGCAUCUCGAAAGGAAAGAUCAGAGGUAUUCUCAAAUUGUACAACUAUCAGACUGGAAGUAG